AUGAACCACUAUCCUCGAGAUGAGAUAUUCUGUUGGGAUAGCGGCACGCCCAAUCCCUUAGUGUCUUUCCCCAACCAACCAACUUUGGUUGCCCGAUUCCAAUUUUGGGCUUCCUAUCCCAAGGGCCACGCCACAGAUCCCGAGCCCUACUUGCCUGGACAAGUCCACGGACUUCACGGACCCAGCUAUAUUGACAAUGGGCUAUGCACCACGAGUCGAAAAUGCAAUCUUCGAAGCAUUCAAAAGAACGGAAUUACUAACUGCACGAUGACAUGUGGACCCGAUGAGACUAGGGCCUUCAGAGGCCACCCACCGCAUGUCCUCUGUCGAGGAUUUACACAAAUUGAUUUUUAUGGCGCGGAGGCGCAAAAUCCGGCAAGGCAGAGGAUGCAAUGCAAAGCGAGACCCUUGGAUUCCUCUCUGGCAGAUCUACUCGCCUAA
This is a messenger RNA of Botrytis porri, 441 nucleotides long. RefSeq lists its product as uncharacterized. The record is from RefSeq and is a predicted model, not a curated record. NCBI's taxonomy places the organism in Eukaryota, Fungi, Ascomycota, Leotiomycetes, Helotiales, Sclerotiniaceae. Bases 1 to 441 code for a protein of 146 amino acids. The transcript has a single exon.